Melanaphis sacchari is the source of this 1075-nucleotide messenger RNA. RefSeq names its product ATP synthase subunit b, mitochondrial (gene ATPsynB). NCBI's taxonomy places the organism in Eukaryota, Metazoa, Arthropoda, Insecta, Hemiptera, Aphididae. The transcript is spliced from 5 exons. Gene Ontology annotation, biological process: proton motive force-driven ATP synthesis. The record is from RefSeq and is a predicted model, not a curated record. Gene Ontology annotation, molecular function: proton transmembrane transporter activity. Bases 100 to 921 code for a protein of 273 amino acids.
GUACAUCAUUUAGUAUUUACAUCCUCCAUCAUUAUUUUCUACGAGAUUGAAAUUUUCAAUUAUUAGUUCAAGACACAGACGAAGAAUUAAUUACUAAUCAUGUUAUCCAGAUUAGCUCUUCGUUCAGAACUAUUCCGAGUAACACCACUGUGUACUAGUGUCGUUCGCACCACACAAACCAAACCGGCGGUCGCUACCACUAAUGAAUCAAUCAUUGUACCAGGGUUCCCAAAACCCAAUGGCCAGCCUCAACCAAAUCCAUUUGACGGACCCGAACGUGAUCUUGUAAAUUUUCCCAGGAUGGUGAGGUUAGAAGAACCUGCUAAAACUAGGUAUUUGUUCGUACCUGAAGAGUGGUUUGAAGUAUUUUAUAAAAAAACUGGAGUUACUGGUCCAUAUGUUUUUGCUGCUGGUAUCACAACUUAUUUAUUAAGUAAAGAAAUUUGGGUAGUUGAACAUGAGUUCCCUUAUGUAUUGGCUACUAUUGGUUUGUUUUAUGUCGGAUGGAAAAAAUUUGGAUCUUCUUUAGCUAGUUUCCUCGAUAAAGAAAUUGAUGAAUACGAAACAUCUUGUAAUGCUAGUCGUAAAAGUGAAGUUGAUGGCUUAAAAAAAUGCAUUGAACACCAAAACCAAGAAGUAUGGAGAACUGAAGCUCAAAAACAUGUAAUUCAAGCAAAACGCGAGAACGUUGCUAUUCAGUUAGAAGCUAUUUACCGAGAACGAGCUCUACAAGCUUACAACCAAGUAAAAAGGCGUUUGGAUUAUCAAUUGGAUUUGGCUAACUUGACGCGUUCUGUACAACAAAGACACAUGGUUAAUUGGAUCAUUGAAAAUGUUCUUAAGUCUUUAACACAUGAACAAGAAAAGCAAAGUUUUAAAAAAUGCAUGGUUGAUUUACAAGCAUUAGCUGCAAAAGCAUAAAUGUAAUUUUAGUUUGAGCCAUUUUUUAGAAUAUUGUUUAAUGGUAUAUAAACAUAAUUGCUUUCUUUAAUGUACCCCUUUUACAGUAGAUUUCAUGCUAUUUAUAUGAGAUAAGAAUAAAUUAUUAUUAUGUAUAUGGUAUUAUUACUAUUCU